Molecule: messenger RNA, 428 nt
Organism: Aspergillus glaucus CBS 516.65
Lineage: Eukaryota; Fungi; Ascomycota; Eurotiomycetes; Eurotiales; Aspergillaceae
Exons: 3
Coding region: 88-321 (77 amino acids)
Source: RefSeq, a predicted model, not a curated record
CCCAUACAGCCUCAUACAUUCUUCAGGGCCAGCACGAUAUAAACAACUUCUAAAACUUCACUGUGGUGUAACAAGUAUACUGGAUUUAUGCUGGAAUUGAGGGUUAUAUAUAUUUCCUUAGGCUUCUCGUUUCGAUCUCCACGACUGCGAAGCAGGAUAAAACUCGACCUUUUGAGAACUUGGAGGACUAUGUUGACUAUCGGAUUGUUGACACGCGGGCACCGUUUACGAGAAAGUUACUCCAAUUGUGAAGCCUUGCUAUGCUGCCCGGGCUUGGCAAAUGACUACUUUUCUUUCGACGUUGGGUGGGAGGAAUUUUAGCCAGCUGAGAAAACGACCAUGACAAACGCUGUAUGGCCUUUCAUGCAAUGGCACAAUGUCGGCGUGCCGGAAGCCAAAAGGCUAGUACAGCAAGUGACGAACAAAUA